AGCCUUGAACCUCCGGCUUCGCCAACUCCUGUGAGCUCCAAAAACCUCUAUCAAAUGGCAUCUUCCAAAGCCAAAACCCUUGCCUCCCUCUUUAAAAACGCCGCUGAAAAGGCUGUUAAAGACCCCUCCUCCUCCUUACGCACCCGUGAAAAAGCCCUAAAACAGCUCGUCUCUUGGCUUGGCACCCCACCAUCUCAUUCCUCCAUAAAACGUUCGCCUAAACCCACCAAGAAACCAGCCUCUGAUGGUAUCUUCCAAAGCCGGUUACUACAGGCUGCUUCUGCUUCUGCUGAUGCUCCAGAAGGUUCACGUGACUCCGAAGAAAUGAUGAAUGGUGGGAGUUCUUUAGGUUCAAACUUUUCUAACAACGAUAUAUCGCUUAAACAGAAAGAAAUUUCAGGUGAAAGGAGACAGAAAUGGGUUUACAAGGAAACUCAGGGUGGCCCAUUAGAUCGGUUAAUAAAGAUGUGUGGAGAUAAACUGGGCACAAAAGUUAUCAUGGAGGUUUUCGAUAAAUUGGGAAGAGAUAUGGAUUUGAAGGAGUGCAAUGCACUUUUAGAAGUUUGUCUGGAGAAGGCCAGGACCAGCAACGAUGAAGAUGAUGCUUUCAAACAUAUGUCUGAGGCUUUUAGAAUUUUCAAGAAAAUGUGGGAGCGCGGAUUUGAGGUCGAUGAGGGCACCUAUGGUCCAUUCCUUAUGUAUUUCAUUGACAUGGGUAUGGUAGAAAUGUUCUUUUUUUUCUGUGGACAUAUCAAAGAAGGGAAUCCGAGUUGUGUUGCAAGGUUAGGUUACUAUGAGAUGCUGUUGUGGAUAAGAGUCAACAAUGAAGAAAAGAUUCAAGAAAUUUGUAAUUGUAUUGUAGCUGGUGUGAAGAAGAUGAUUCUGAAUUAAA
Molecule: messenger RNA, 892 nt
Organism: Hibiscus syriacus
Lineage: Eukaryota; Viridiplantae; Streptophyta; Magnoliopsida; Malvales; Malvaceae
Product: pentatricopeptide repeat-containing protein At4g04790, mitochondrial-like
Exons: 2
Coding region: 55-891 (278 amino acids)
Molecular function (GO): protein binding
Source: RefSeq, a predicted model, not a curated record